This is a messenger RNA of Saccostrea cuccullata (small rock oyster), 503 nucleotides long. RefSeq lists its product as uncharacterized. The transcript has 4 exons. NCBI's taxonomy places the organism in Eukaryota, Metazoa, Mollusca, Bivalvia, Ostreida, Ostreidae. The record is from RefSeq and is a predicted model, not a curated record. Bases 78 to 503 code for a protein of 141 amino acids.
UUUGUUGUACAUGAAAAAUGUAGUCGUAGUAUUUUUUUAUGAAAUGAAAUGUUGUAAAUAAAGGAAGAUUGUCCGGGAUGACUGUCCUGUAUUACUGCUGGUCUGUUCUGUUUCUGUGGAGAUUCUGUUUAACAUUGGACGGAUCAAGGAAGCUUCAAAUAAAAGAAGUUGACAUUUGCCCAACAGACCAAAUAUCAUGGGAGAAAGCAUCACGUGACGUAAACUGCACUAAUCCAGAUAGAUACCAGUGUACCCCAAAUGAAAACCUAACAGCGUUACUGGAAUACUGUUAUCAUCAGCCACCUACUUUCGUCGAGAAAGGCUUCUGCUGGAUCAUAUCAGACUCCUAUUUCACGAAUACAUACAGCUGCUCCGGAUUUAAAGAGGGAUGUCCACAUAUGACCUACAGAAGCAAUGAGCUUUAUAAAUAUCAGGAAUGUCUACAACUAAACAAGUUGAAAGGAUGUUAUUUGGCCGACCCAAAAUGCCCAAGCCUGGGGUAA